UUUUGCGGACUUGUUGUUUUGUCACGUAAAUGUAUCUUCACAUCCGCACGUUGUUCGAACAACCCGAUAUGAUCUGCUAUCUACUGUUUCAAUACACAUCUAUGUAGUCUGUCAAUGAUAGAGCCAGGCCCGGUCCACACAGAGUUUGAGGCCAAGAUGAUCCAGGACGUGAGGCAGAAGGAGUAUCCUGGUACUGACCCCGAAACGGUGAACUACUUCAAGAACGUCUACCUUCCAUCCUCAGUGGACAUCUUCGAGACGCUGGGACAAACUCCUGAUGACAUCGCCAGAUGCACCAAGAAGGUCAUCGAGGCCAGCAGCCCUCGCUUCCGUAACCUCACCAACCCCUUGUACACGCCCAUCGUGGCUCUCAAGUACGCUGAUGAAACCGGAGGGCUGUCUGUCCACGCCUUCUAUCACAUGCUCUUCAACUUGGGCCCGCUCAUGCACGUCAGCAUGAAGGCCAUGCAGUACCUGACCUGUGGCUGUUUGAGGAGCAGGACCAUCUCGCCCAAUUAAACACACACACUGGUGGAAGCACAAAGAACACUGUCCCGGUGUCUCGGGAACAGAGAAAACUAAUUUAUUUCCCCCGAAAAGCAACCGGCUCACAUACACACUAAUGCACGCACACUAAUGUACAUGCAGGCACACCCUGCCAUGGUUGCUGUUUAUACGCAGACAGUUUUUUGCAAUGUUUUAGCUUUCUUGCACCCUGAAACAUAGCACUGUGUAUUGGUUUUAUUAUCAAUCGAUGUAGUCAUUUCUGUCUAUCAUUGGGUUCAAUUGGCCUUAAUAUCUAUCACUUAAUUCUUCCUUUCAGGCCACUACCAAUGAUGCGUUGCAUACAGUAUAUUGUUUAUUUGUUAUACAAAUCUACGCAUUCCCCAUAGGAUCUAUAAUGAAAUAGUAAGUUCUUAGUUGUUUGUCAUAUUGUUUGAAGUGUUUGAUAUUGAAGAUUGUUUUCAUAUAAUUAUAUAUAUUUAUAUUAAGUGAACGAUAUUGUAAUAACAGAGCUGCCAACUUUCACAAAAGGUUUGGAGUGAGAUUACGAGUGUUGAGGUUGGAGCGACCCUUCACCCCAAAUGAUUAAUGUUUCCAGACAUUUUACAUAAUGUUUAGUACCAAUGUUCCACAACAGUGUGUGUGUGUGCGUGUGUGUGUGUGUGUGUGUGUGUGUGUGUGGGAUGAAUGGACACUGGGUUCACCACCACUCACUUACACCUAUAAACUCAAGUACACCUAUAAGCUGUCCUUACGCUGCCCAGAAUGAAAACAGAUAUUUGAAACAGACAAAGGGCAGUUUGUAUAAUAUUUUUAACUAAUAUUUUAAAGUAAACGACUAAUUAAAAAAAAGUUCUGAAUAAAGCGCGUUGUUUUACCA
Messenger RNA from Gadus macrocephalus (Pacific cod), 1384 nucleotides. RefSeq names its product retinol dehydrogenase 8-like. The transcript is spliced from 2 exons. The record is from RefSeq and is a predicted model, not a curated record. NCBI's taxonomy places the organism in Eukaryota, Metazoa, Chordata, Actinopteri, Gadiformes, Gadidae. Bases 115 to 519 code for a protein of 134 amino acids.